AUGUGCAAAUGCUGGCUCGCUGCCAGCCCAGCCGUGCCGGAGUGGUGCGGUGACGGUGGCACGGCCGAGGCAAACGCGCUGUGGAGCGGCUUUUCCCAUCUGCCUAACGGUCUCUACCCAUCGUACAUUCCCCUGAGCCACCUCGAACCUCCCAGUGCCGGCAGUCCGCUCCUGGCCCAGCUGGGACAGCACAGCCUCUUUGAAUCACAGAAAGAUGGGUUCUACCUGUCCGGCCACGCAGGCCAGUCUGCUUUACACCCUCAACCUCCCCUCUCAAGGACCGUGGGCAGCCACACGUCGAGCACUUUGCUCCGGGAAAAGGACCUUGGGCAGCUGCACAAGAGCUCGAAGGAAGGCCUGAAAGACCCCGGUGGGAAGGAGCGGGCAUGCCGGAGCGAUCUGUCCCUGCCCUUUGCCAAGAAGGAGAGCAAGCCGAAGGAGGAGCCCCGGCCCCGCAGUGUGGUUGACCUCACACAGGACACCAAGCCCGACAGCGACCGGAAAGUGAGUGUGGUGGAGAAGGCGGUGAAGGUCGGCGAGCGUCUCUCACCGUUCCUGGCUGAGCACAUGCCAAAUCGGGGCACAGGCAGUGGGGAACCCAAGUCCAAGAACCCGCUGCAGAGCUCUUCCCUCAGCAACUGCAACGGCGGCGGGGACCCCGUUCUGAAGGUCCUGGGUGCCGAGCAGGACCGCUGUGCCAAGGAUCCCACUCGGCACGACGAGAACAUGAGGCCUUCUGCGCAUGCCCACGCUGAGCGGCUGAAGCGAGGGGAGCCCCUCCUGCCCUCCGUGGGCGCUUUGCACGUCUCCUGUAGCUGCCCAUCCCCGCACCCCUCGCAGACGGGGAAGAUGACGCCGGCCACAACAUUCCCUCCGCAGCCCGUCCAUUCCAGCAUGUACACCAUCUUCCCGCCGGCCAAGGAGCUGGGGAGGGAGCACAAAGUCAUCGCCCCCACCUUCGUGCCUUCGGUCGAAGCCUACGACGAGAGGAGCGGGCCCAUCCAAAUCGCCUCGCAGGCCCGAGACAACAAGGUGAAGGACAAAGACCUCGGCAAGGUGGGGGUGCUGCAGUCACCCACGGAGCGGUGCCUUGCGGAUGCCUCCCGCACGCUCUUGUCCCAGGACUUUUCUUGUCACAGCGAUGCCAAAAGGAUGGAGGUUCUGAGAGAGAAGGGCUCGGUGAUCAGGACGAACUCCAUGGCACUGAAGAGACAGGUCACUUCAGAGCCCUUCCUCAACCGGCCGGGGCUGGGCUCUCCGGAGAGCAGGGAGUUCCUGGCCUCCAAGGACUUGCUGAAGCCGAGUCCGGAGGCAGAGCAUCGCCCUUGCGAGCGGGAACGCUUCCAGCGAUCCAGCUCCAAAGAAGCAGCAAAGGUCUAUGGCACUUUGGACUCCUCCCGGCAGCACCUGGACCACGGUCAGCUGAAACCACCGGAGCAGAAGUGGAAGCCCUUUGAGAUGGGCAACUUUGCCACCACGCAGAUGGCGGUGUUGGCUGCUCAGCACAACCACGUCACCCGGGUGGAGGAGGAAGCCAAGAAGGUCUACCUUGACCCCAGUGGCUUGCCACGGACCUCGGUGGUGGGCUCACGGGGCGCCGCCGACGUCCUGCACCCCACCUCGCACGGCGAAGGGUCGGCCAUGCAGAGCCUCAUCAAGUACAGCGGCAGCUUUGCCAAGGAGACCGCGUCCCGGCAGAGCUGCGGCAAGAAGAGCCCCUUCGGCGGUUUGGGCAACGUGAAGUUGGACUCUGCGCAGCUGGGAGCCUCCAAGGUGCAGCAGCUGCUGCUGCAGCAGCCAGCGAAGCAGCUAAAACGGGACCCUGAGAGACCUGAGAGUGCCAAAUCCUUCGGCCGUGAGAGCAUCGGCUCCCAGGGCGAGGUGGAGGUGAGGCACUUGCCUGUUGGCAUCGCCGUGGCUGUGGCCCGGCAGAAGGACAACAGCAGCAGCAGCAGCAGCAAACUGGGGCCCAGCUUGGCAGACCGAGAUCGCUCGCUGUCUCUCAGCAGCAUCAAAGGGCACGGACGCUCCGAAGAUGACUGUGGGGAUGAGAGGAGCCGCCACCGGGACAGCCACCUCCUGGCAGGGCGCUUGGAACGGGAUCAGGAGAAGCUGCUCAGAGAAAGCAAGGAGCUGGCAGAUUUUGCCCGGAUCCACCCCUCCAGCUGCGCCACGAACGGUUUGAACUCCAACCUCAUGGUGACGGGAGGCCCAGCCCUGGCGGGCUCCGGGCGCUGGUCUGCAGACCCGGCUUCGCACUUGGCAGCCCACCCCUGGCUUCCCAGGACAGGGAGCCCCUCCAUGUGGCUGGCUGGCCAUCCCUAUGGACUUGGUCACCCUUCCCUGCACCAGGGCAUGACUCCAGGCUUCCCCCCUGCCAUGGGGGGAGCUCUCCCUUCCGCCUACCAGUUUGCCAGAGACCCGCAGUCGGGGCAGCUUGUUGUGAUCCCCAGCGAGCACUUGCCACACUUUGCAGAGCUGAUGGACCGGGCACCCCCACUGUGGCCUGCCAUGUACCCCCCGACCAGGAGCUCCCUCCAGCACGCUCACCAGCUCCAGCUCCUCUCUCAUCAGCAGCUGCUGCGGCAGCACGAGCUGUACAUCCUGCAGCAGCAAGCGGCCCAUGCCAUGGAGCUGCAGAGGAGUGCCCAGCUCGUGGAGAGAUUGAAGGCCAACGAGCAGCGUGUGGAUAUGGAAGAGAAGGUGACGAAGCGGAGCCUGGACAGUGCCAAAUCAGGCCUUUCCUCCUCAGCCCCGGGACUGGUGCACCGAAAACCACCCGUGCUGUCUCCCAGCGCCUCCACGUCCUACAGCAAGGCUGUGAGUCCACCUCCCCUCUCUCCCAGGGCCUCACCCGUGUCUGUGCUCAAAGCUGAGGUGAUCCAAAAGAUGGAGGAGCCACCUUCGCAGCCAGCCUACUCCUACCCCGCCACCCCCAGCUCCCAUCCUUCCAGCCCGCCCCCUGCCUCUCCACCCCCUGCCCCUGCCAUCCCUCCGAAGGAAGAGGCACCUGAGACCGUGGACAAGAAAGACUUGGAGCUGGAAAAAGAGGCUACUGGUCCAUAUCAGGCCUUGUUCCCAGAGAUCCCCCCUGGAUAUCCAUUCCAGUCCCUGCCUCCCUCCUUUGGAAGACAUUAUCCCUACCUCAUCCAGCCUGCCCCAGCAUCUGAUGCGGAUGGCCUGGCUCCUGACGUCCCGCUGCCUGCUGAAGGGUCUGAGCACAUGGAGCUUUCCUCAGAGGUCAAGCCCAUCCACCUGUCUCCGUCCAAAAUCCUAGAGCCCAUCCAAGCAGCAGCAGAAGAGGAAUCCUUGGAAGAGAGGGUGAAAUCAGAGGUGCAGAUGGAAGAAAGCCAAGAAGGCAUCUGUGAGCAGGACAUGGGGACUCUGAACAUCACCACCUCCGCAGCCGUCCCAGUGCAGAACGUGGAAAAUUGCAAUCUCCUGUUACAUCAAGGGGAAACCCUGGGUGCUAUGGAGCAGGACCAGGAAGACCUCCAGAGCUGCUCACCUCCUUACCAGGUUGUGACCUGUCCUGCAGAAGCAGAGGCUGAGGCAGAGACUGGGAGUGGAGCAGAAACCUGUUCCAUGCACAUGGACUACGAUGGUUUGCUUGUGCAUGCAGAGAACGAGCCACCAGAGAUGGACUUGACGACCCAGCGGGAGGAGGCCUCUGUAGCCAUGGAUCUGCAGAGCGCCGAUGUGCCCCGAGGGAGGGAGUUUCCCAGCCUACCCCCUGAGGAGGGGGAGCAGGGGCCAGAGAUCCCUUCCUAUACAGAAGAGGCAAUCUCUUGCCAAAUCCCAGAUCUGGACAUCAAGCCGGGUGACCCGCUGGCUGGGAUGAAUGCUUUGGUGGCUGCUACAGAAAUGCCUCAGGCUUGUUCCUUGUUGACUACCACCACUGUCACUCCAUCCCAGAUGAAGGUGGAGGUGUUAACUGACCAGACCCUGGAGCACUCCUUCCUGCAGGGGAUCACUUUGCUGAGUGAAAUUGCAGAGAUGGAGCUGGAGAAACGGAAGCAAGAAAUGCAAACAGGUCCAGAGGGUUUUCCUGUCCGGCCAACACUGGAGAGUUUGCUGGCUGCCAGCACCCACAUGCUCAUGGAAGUACUUUCCACCCCCUUUAUGGAAAGUCUGAAAACCAUCCGGCUGCCUCGAGAGCUGAAUCCCAACAAAAAGUACAGCUGGAUGCAGAAGAAAGAUGAACCAAUGUACUCCAUCAAAUCGGCCAUCGAGAACAUGGACGCGAUGGAGCUGGACUACAGGAUGAGGCUGGCGGAGCUGCAGCGGCGCUACAAGGAGAAGCAGCGGGAGCUGGUGAAGCUGCAGCGCCGCAGGGACUCCGAGGAAAAGCAUGACGAGAAAAGUAGAAGCUUGGCGAGAAGAGGCCCUGGAAGGCCCAGGAAGAGGAAACUUGGAUCAAGCGCUCUGUCACCCAUUAAGGAGAGAGGGAAGAGUGACAGCAAGAGUGGAAAACUGAGCAAGUCCUUGUUGCUCUCCGAAGACUCCGAGACUGGCGAGGGCAUGAAGAAGAGGCACAAAGGGGCCCUUCCGGAGGAGGAGGAGGAUGUGGAGAGCAGCAGUGGCAAGAUGAAAGGGAGGAACCAGAGCUGGGAAGAGCAUGAUGCGGCUCCCAGCUUCUCAAAUGAGUUAAAGAUCAAAAAGAAGAAGGUGCCAUCAGAUCAGGAGCAGCUGGCCAGCAAGCUUGACAAGGCACUGUCACUCACCAAACAAGACAAGCUCAAAUCCCCCUUCAAGUUUGCCGACAGCUCUGUGGGAAAGACAAAAACUAGUGGAGGUGGCAGUAGGUACCUCCCACCCCAUGAGGCUCUGCCAAGCAAGGAGGAGAAGAAGAGCCUGGCCAAGAACCUGGGCCUGUCACUGAAAACCACCAAGGAAGGUAAAAACAAAGUGGCUGCCAAAAUGAAGAAGAUGGAGGUGGGGUUAAAAGUCAAAAAUCAGCUCAAGGUUUCCCAUUCACCAGCAAUAUCUGAAGUUAGCAGCUACUCCUAUAAUACGGACUCGGAGGAGGAGGGAAGCAGCAGGAGGGUUGUGGUUCGGUUUGGAAAUGUAGGGGAAGUGCAACUCCAUGAGAUUUGUAACGGGCUCCCUCUUUUCUGCGUGCCAGAUUCGAGCUCGGAGGAGGAGGAGGACGACGACGAGGAGGAAGAGGAGGAGGCAGAGGACUAUGGCACGGACGGCACAGACAGGCUGUCGUCGCCUGCCCUCGAUGAGAGCGGCCUGGGCCUUCUGGCCAGGUUUGCUGCCAGCGCCAUGCCCAGCCCCAUCGUGCCCCCUCCGCUUUCCAUCAUCCAGCUGGAGGCCAAGCAGAAGGCGAAGAAGAAGGAGGAGCGGCAGAGCCUGAUGGGGACAGAAUUUGAGUACACAGACUCAGAGAGUGAGAUCAAGAUCAGGAAGAAGUCGCCUUCAGGGCUGCUGCGGGGAAAGAAGGGGCCACUGGACUCAAGCAGCAUCCCGCCAAACCAGGCCCCCAGCAGCCUCGACUCUGGAUCUGGGAGCGCUGACAAGGCCAAGCUUGGGUCUGAGAAAGGCCGCAAGUUGAAGAAAUUCAAAUCCCCCAAGGACUUGAGCUUUGAGUUUGGGCUGGAGGCCAGCGAUGAUGACCUGUGGAACCGGCGCCGGAGCGAGCGGAUCUUCCUCCACGACGCCACCACGUCCUCGGCCAUGCUGACGUCUGCGGCCCCUGCCAGCUCCACCCCUGUCUCCAAGCCUGGGCGCUGUGGCAAGGGGGCACCCAUGAGCCCCAAAAAGGAGGGCAGCAAGGGGAAGGAGAGAAAGGAGCUAAGCAAGCAACGGAAGAAGGGGAAAGAAACACCCUGCUGCUCCUCUUCCUCAUCCAUGUCUCCUCCUGGCAUCCCUAGCUCCCCAUCUGAUGUUCGUGUCAGCCUGGCAAAUGCCCUGGGCUCCACCAAGAAGAGCAAAGCCAAGGUGAAAGCCAAGGAGGUGAAAAAAGAGAACCGAGGGAAAGGAGGAGCUGUCAGCAAGCUCAUGGAGAGCAUGGCAGCAGAGGAGGAUUUUGAACCCAACCAAGACAGCAGCUUCUCAGAGGAUGAGAACAUCCCACUGAGCAUGUUGGUCGAGCGACCACCCACACCAGCUCCUCGUUCCUGCAUCAUUGACAAGGAUGAGCUGAAAGAUGGUCUGCGUGUCCUCAUCCCCAUGGAUGACAAGCUGCUCUAUGCUGGGCAUGUCAAGACGGUACAUUCACCAGACAUAUACCGUGUGGUGGUGGAAGGUGAGAGGGGAAACCGUCCCCACAUUUACUGCCUGGAGCAGCUCUUGCAGGAAGCGAUCAUCGAUGUGAAACCCCCUUCAGUGCGGUUCCUGCCCGAGGGCACGAGGAUUGCAGCCUACUGGAGCCAGCAGUACCGCUGCCUCUACCCAGGGACAGUUGUCCGAGGAACCCUAGAUCUGGAGGAAGAUGGUGAUCUCAUCACAGUAGAGUUUGAUGAUGGGGACACGGGACGCAUCCCACUGUCUCACAUUCGGCUUCUCCCACCUGACUACAAGAUCCAGUGUGCUGAGCCUUCCCCUGCCCUUUUGGUGCCCAGCACCAAGCGCCGUAGCCGUAAAUCCAGCAAAGACACUGGAGAAGGAAAAGAAGGAACUGCACUGGGAUCAGAGGAGCCCGUGUCAAAGGGCAAAGGGCGAGGGAGAAAGCCAAGUGUCAAGGCAAAAGCUGAAGAGGCUGCCUUGCCUGAAGAGAAGGAUCAGGGUGAGUCCUCACCUGUUACCUCCUCAGUCCCAGAGAAGCCAACCUGCUUGGGCAAGCCAAGCAUGAAGGGGUCAAGAAAAUCGCAACCGCUGCCAACUGGAGGCUCUCCUGCUCCCACGGAGGAAAAGCGGUCAAAAGCCAGCAAAAUGAAGAUCUCCACUAAGCUGCACAGCCCCCCCCAGCCCACUUAUCAACCUGCUGUGUUCGGCAGCAUCCUUGGCACAGAACCCUACAGUGACCUCCCAGGAACACUGGCAGCCUUCGGCUCCAGUGAGGCUUCAGGGUCGAAAGCCAAGGCCAAGAAAGGGCGGCCCACAGAAGAGACACAGGAGUUUGGCACUGUGGUCAAGGCUCAGAGGAAGCAUGACAGCGAAAUCCUGAUCAAGCUGGACCAUGAGGGCGUGAUGUCUCCAAAGACAAAGAAGAUGAAGGAGGCGAUGAGGAUGCUGGAGGACUCAAACCUGGCCAGCCGCAGAGAUGGGAAGAGUCUCCUGGGGCUGGGCUAUUCCGCUGCAGUGAGUGUGGAGGGCAAGCAGAAAUCUUCCCGAGCCAAAGUGGCUGAGGGAGACCCUUCUCCUGCCAGCUUUGGAGGAAAGUUUGAUGGCUCAGUGGAGAGCCUCACUGCCUCCAAGGACCAGGAAGAAAAGGCAGCAGCUCCAGCAGCAGUGGAAGAGUCUGAGAGCAACAGCAGCGACAGCAGCUCGGAGUCAGAGGGAGAAGAGGAGGCUGAUAAGAACCGAGGGGAAGCCCAGGACAGCAGUUCAGCGAGCUCAAGAGCAUCCACCCCUCUCUCUUCCUCCAAUUCCUCCUCCUCUUCCUCUUCUAGCAGCAGCUCCUCUUCAUCUUCCUCUUCCUCCUCUUCCUCCACCUCAUCGACCUCUUCUUCAUCGAGUUCCAGCUCUUCCUCCUCCUCCACUACGGACGAAGAUUCCUCCUGCAGCUCUGACGACGAAGUAGCCGAGGCCCAGCCGAGUUCCUCGGUGCAGCAAACCCUCCCGCCCAAGCAAACCAAGCAGGCGGGGAAAUCCCGCGCGUCCUCCCACCCGUUCGGGAAACCCACGCAGAGACGUGGAAUGAAAGGGAAGGCCAGGAAGCUGUUCUACAAGGCCAUCGUCCGGGGCAAGGAGAUAAUCCGCAUCGGAGACUGUGCGGUUUUCCUCUCCGCCGGCCGCCCCAACCUGCCCUACAUUGGCCGGAUCCAGAGCAUGUGGGAGUCCUGGGGGAACAACAUGGUGGUCCGGGUCAAAUGGUUCUAUCACCCAGAAGAAACCAACCCUGGGAAGAAACUCAACGAGGGCAAGCGCUGGGAUCAGAAAUCAGGCAGGAGUCUGUCCACAGCUUUGCAGGCAUCCAACCAGAGGAAGGACUUUAUGGAGCGAGCCCUCUACCAGUCCUCUCAUGUGGAUGAGAACGAUGUCCAGACCAUCUCACACAAGUGUCUUGUUGUUGGUCUGGAUCAGUAUGAGCAGAUGCUAAAGACAAAGAAAUACCAGGACAGUGAGGACCUCUACUACCUUGCAGGGACCUACGAGCCCACCACGGGCAUGAUCUUCAACACCGACGGGGUCCCUGUCAUCUGCUGACCGCCCAGGGGACACGUGCCACCCCCUGGGAGGGACGGGACAAACCUGAGGACGUGCCUGUUCAGACGACAUGAUUGUUUCUUUCAAUGCUCAUUUCUGUGUCACACUACAGACAGGAGAGCGCGAGAGACGCGAGGAGGAAGGAGAGGGCUGAAGAAAGGGGUUGGGGAAGCAGUUACAGGACUCGGGGAAGAUGCCCUUGGGUGUGGUGGUGGUGCUUGAACGCCCAAGGCUCUUCUGGAAGUGGCUUUAAGUAAGGUGACACUUGACCAACUUCUCCCUUCCUCCUUUUGGUCCAGGAAAGCACAUGGGUCUCGUGAUCAUUUCACCAGCGGGACCCCCCGGCAGGAGGGAUCCCUUUUGUGUCAUUUGCCCCCGUCAGUAACUCGGAAGCCGCCCGUGUACGGAAGGACACCCGCUCACCUUCCACGUGCGCUCCUCUCCGUCCUUAUAUUCCCUUUCCUGCUUAGUUUCGCAUGACCCUUUAGGAAGGACAGGGUGAAAGAGAAAGGAGAUGAGUCUCUCUCAGCGCCUCGUCUCGAUCCUCUCAGCGCCUUUUUGCGGUUCCCUUUCCCUGGAGGCCCCUCUGGCAGCAUGGAGCAUGGUGGGGCGGGGCUGGUCCCAGCAGAAGAGAUCACCGGGAUAGGAGGAGCCAGGUGGAAGAGGAGCCAACACCCAGUCUGGGAUGCUGCCUUCCCACUGCCUCGAACAAACAGUCUGAACUCUCUUUUCAUCGCUCUCUGUUCCUCCUGCCCUGGAAAGGUGCUGGGGGGAGCAAGCUUGUGGUGAGGGGGGUGACACUUGGCAAACAAAGAACUUGGAGUGUGCAGUGAAGGGGCAGGAAAUGACUGGGGAAAAACUGCUGCUGCUCGGUGCUUGGAGGAGAGGAGACCACAGACCAUUGGAUUCCGGCAUCCCUCACCCCCCUUUAGCCUCCAUGCCUUGCCUGAUCAGAGAUGUGGAGCUGCUGGGAAGCCUUUGUCCAUCAUUUGAAGGGAAUGGGGAUGAUGUAUGAACCCGGCUGUGCCUGCCUGCAGCGUUCCCACAGCCAGAGCCCCGCUGCCACCUCGGGCUCAGGGAGGGGACCGCCCAGCUUGCUCCAUCCAGCGGGCCUGACUCCCCACGGAGAUGCUCACCCACCGUCUCGUUCCCACUGAGCACACGCCGGACCCGUGGCACCACCACCGCUGCUCCAGGGUUUUACACCUGCCCAGAGGGGACACUAGAGGAGAACCGGAGGAGAACGAUGCACCAUCCUUGCACUUAAAACAAAACUCCAAGAGACGCACUGAUCUUUGCAACUACCGACUCGCACUACAGAUCGCUGGGGCGCGGAGCGGGGCCCGGCUCGGCCCAGGCUCCGGUGGGGAGAUGCUUAAGCCAAGGACAGAUUGGAAACUCUCCACCCUGGUACCAGCUGUGUACCAGAGACUGGAGGCCAGGGCUCAGGGGAGAGGGACACCCCUGCAGAGUUACCCCUCAUCCUUUAAACAAACCACACGGUGCUGAGCUCGUACCAUCUCCACCCCGGGCCACCGGCGCCUCGGCACGGCGGACAGUGAACGGUUCUAGCCUGUACAGUUUUAAUGUACCAAAAGACUCUUUAGCCCUCCUGUAUUAUAAGUCUUUAAAUGGAUUCAACUUUUUAAUUAUAAAUAUAAAUAUAAAUAUAUAUAUAUAAAUAUAAACUUUUUAAAACUGUGAAAAAAAUUAUGAAAUUAUAAAAAAGGAAAAAAAAAAAGAAAAAAACCCACAACGGCAGAAAUGAACACAGUCUGACGUUUAGAAUAUUAUUUUUUAUUUCCUGUUGGAUUGUGAUUGUAAAUGAUCUGGGAACAGGCACACCCCCCCACGCUCAAAGUGUACUGUACUUCUAGAAGCAAAUUGUGUGAGCAUAUUUUAAAGAGCGAGAGAGAGCGCGCGAGAGAGAUUUUAUGCUAAUGUUAAAUAGAAAGCACUUAAAACCCACUGCCUUCUAUGGAACACAAGGAUAUUUCAGACAAUCGAGAGGAAAGGAGAGCCAGGUUUUUGUCUUUUUUGUUUUGUUUUGUUUAUGUUUUGUUUAAAACAAUUUUUUUGGCAUUCUGUUUGUUGGAGAACUCCGUGUGAUCUUUUUUCAUAAAAAAAAAAAAAAAUUAAUUGAAAAAAAGCAA
Manacus vitellinus (golden-collared manakin) is the source of this 10469-nucleotide messenger RNA. RefSeq names its product trinucleotide repeat containing 18 (gene TNRC18). The transcript has 30 exons. Lineage: Eukaryota; Metazoa; Chordata; Aves; Passeriformes; Pipridae. Bases 1 to 8316 code for a protein of 2771 amino acids. The record is from RefSeq and is a predicted model, not a curated record. Gene Ontology annotation, molecular function: chromatin binding.